Molecule: messenger RNA, 3166 nt
Organism: Penaeus indicus
Lineage: Eukaryota; Metazoa; Arthropoda; Malacostraca; Decapoda; Penaeidae
Gene: Fancm
Product: Fanconi anemia group M protein-like
Exons: 18
Coding region: 94-3087 (997 amino acids)
Biological process (GO): double-strand break repair via synthesis-dependent strand annealing; interstrand cross-link repair
Molecular function (GO): ATP binding; four-way junction DNA binding; four-way junction helicase activity
Source: RefSeq, a predicted model, not a curated record
CAAUAACACAGUGUUUAAGAAAACAAACUUUUUUACUCACUUAAUAAUGAUCGUAUUAGAGUGAACUAUGAAGACUUCGAAUAGAUUAGACCCAUGGACAAGAAAAAACAAGAAUCCCUCUUUUCCUGCUGGAGAAGACAACCGACAGACAACCAAAACUUAGAAGAAAAAGACAGAAUUGAUGAAAAUGUCGAACCUGAUGCUUUUAAUGACGACGACGAUGAUCUUUUCGCUGAGGCUUAUGACCAGAGCAUUAGUCUGGAUGGCGACUUGCUCAGGGGUGAUAGAGAACAACCAAGUACAAGCACGGAGAUGCAAGAGUACAGACCUUUGGUACCGGAAAGCACACCAUUGGAGACUCUCCCGGGGUUUGAUGUUGAAAAUGGACGCACUUGGAUUUAUCCUGUCAAUUACCCAGUUCGAUCAUACCAGUUCGCUAUUGUUGAAAAAGCACUGUACAAUAAUACCUUGGUCUGUCUUCCUACUGGUUUGGGCAAGACCUUUAUAGCUGCAGUCUUGAUGUACAAUUUUUAUCGAUGGUAUCCAAGAAGCAAGAUUAUAUUUAUGGCCCCAACAAAACCUCUUGUGGCCCAGCAGGUAGAAGCUUGUUUUAAUAUUGUGGGUAUGCCACAGGUAGAUACUUCCCAAAUGACAGGUUCAAUGGCACCAGCCUCGAGGAUACAGGAAUGGACGGAUAAAAGAGUCUUCUUCCUGACGCCCCAAGUACUUACCAAUGACCUAUCUCGUGGUGCAUGCCCUGCAGACCAAAUAAAGUGCCUGGUGUUGGAUGAGGCUCACCGUGCACUUGGAAAUCAUGCGUAUUGCCAGGUCGUACGGGCAUUAAGAGAACAAAGGUGUAAUUUUCGUAUAUUAGCCUUAUCUGCCACCCCAGGAACAGACGUCAGAUCAGUACAACAGGUCAUUCAAAAUCUCUUGAUAUCACACAUUGAGCUCCGAAAUGAAGAAAGCCCAGACAUUGCAGCUUAUAGCCACCAGCGGCAUAUAGAAAAAGUCGUUGUACCUUUAGGAGCAGAGCUGGCUAGUAUUCAGUCAAGAUACCAGAAUGUAUUAAGAGUGUAUGUUAACAGAUUAAUAGACAUGAGGGUGUUGUAUACUCGUGACGAGACCACGCUUUCAAAAUUCCAGAUACUAAAGGCUCGUGAAGGCUUUCGUCAAAACCCACCAGACAACCUCCCUCGUGAUCGUUAUGGCGUUGCAGAGGGAAUGUUUGCCUUGUGCAUGACUCUGUAUCAUGCAUAUGAGCUUCUCCUCCAGCAUGGCAUCAGGUCUUUUUACAAUUUCCUGAAAGGAACUCUUGGAGGGGACAAGGGACAUAGCAUGGCAAGAGGGGAACUGCAGCGUAACAGUGUCUUUAAGCGUCUGAUGGAGGACCUCGGUGACAAAUAUGACUCAGGAAAACAGCAAAAUUCAACCAUGAAUAAUAGUUCAGGAAUGUUUGGACAGAUUGGCAGCCCACAGUUGUUAAAAGCAAAGUCAACUACGCCAUAUGUUGUUAGUCAUCCCAAAAUGGAAGAACUUCGCAAAAUUGUCAUAAAGCACCACCAGAAGUUUCUCGAUGAAGGGAAAUCUACACGAGUGAUGAUAUUCUCCCAGUACAGAGACAGUGUACUGGAGAUUACAGAGAUGUUACAGCACCAUUACCCUCUUGUUAAGGCCAUGAGUUUUGUUGGCCAGUCAACAGUAGCUCACGGAGGAAGGGGAUUCACUCAAAAGGAACAGUUGAAGGUUGUGAAAGAGUUCAAAGAAGGAGGGUUUAACACUUUAACUUCAACGUGUGUAGGAGAAGAAGGCUUGGACAUUGGCGAAGUUGAUCUCAUCAUUUGCUACGAUGCGCCCAAGUCCCCGAUCCGUCUGGUGCAGAGGAUUGGUCGUACAGGCAGGAAACGCGAGGGCCGUAUCAUCAUCCUAGUAACAAAGGGGAAAGAGGAACAGAUGUAUAACCAGAGUCAGUUACAGAAGAAAUACAUCAAUAUAGCUCUAUCAGAUGGAGAAAAACUGAAAAGGUUUCUCUUUCCUUCAAAUGAUCGCAUGGUGCCAAGAGGUAUAAUGCCUGUAUGCCACAAGCUCCACAUGAAGAUAGGCACAUGGAAAACCAAGACAGGCAAGGAACGCAAAUCUGACAUAGGCUCAAAGUCCCUCUCAGGCUCACUCCUAGAAAACACUAAUAUGCCAAAGAAGAAACAACAAGGUAAAGUUGGUAUGCUAAGUCGGGAGGAAUGGCAGUGGUUAAGAGACAAUUUGUGGGUUCCGCCGGAAGAGGUCAAGACUAUAGCAAAGCCAGUAUUCAUGAGCUUGAAGAAAGAGGAACAAGAAGUGAAGGAGGAAAUGUCCACAGUAAACUUUGGGAACUACCAACCCUGGCAAACCAUGCUGCAGAAGACACAUGUGGUUGGACACUCGGUGCAGUCACAGAAUCUGGUUCAGCUCACGGAAUUCAUCGACCUGCAGAUCCUUCUUGACCCAGAUGAAGACCCCUAUAGCCUUGAGAUGCAGGCCUUUCUGGAUAUGAGCUACAUAGAAGAUAAAGAGACACGGACAACAAAGGCAACGACAUCAAAGGACGAGCUACCAAAGAAGAAAUCGAAAAUAACAAAAGGAGAGAAGAAAAAAAACGUGAAAGCCAAGCAAACGAACCUCAUUACAGACAUGUUCAACAGCCAGAAAGCGAGGAAGAAUGCGGAGGAAUUGAAGUCCCAAAAGCACCAAGAUCUCGAGGACUUUGACAUCUUGUCCGAGAAGCCAAAGGGAAAGGAAUACGAUAGUGACAUAGAGAUUAUAGAGGAUGGUGUUAUGGAUGUUGAUGAGGAUCAGGCCGAAGGGGGUGAUUUGAUAACCUCCUCGUUUAGUAGAAGUAAAGAAAAUAACUCCCGAAGUAAAGAGCCAAACAAUUCGUCAGUGAACUGUGAAGAGGAUAUGGAGGUAGAAAAAAAGGACUCAAGGGAUAUUACACCUGCUUUGGAUAGUCUAUCUAAGCAGGUCAUGUCAGUGUUGUCCGUCAGAUCUCUGUCUCCGCUCCGCGUUCUAACACCUCCACAUUCUAUCCCAAGUGACGAGGAAAUCGACUGAACCCUUAAGUCCUACAGAUGUCAUAUCGGUAGUCGAUGAGUGGAUGGAAAGCAGAAGGAUAAAGGGAUGUCUGCAGUCU